Molecule: messenger RNA, 666 nt
Organism: Rotaria sp. Silwood1
Lineage: Eukaryota; Metazoa; Rotifera; Eurotatoria; Philodinida; Philodinidae
Source: the annotation of a GenBank genome assembly
AUGAUGUUCUCGAACAACAAAAUCAGCAAGGAGACUCUACAAGAGUCUAUUGGUCGUUUACUUGACUAUGCUCACGUUCAUCAUCAAAGGAAGUUCGUGGAAACUGUUGAAUUACAGAUUGUACUGAAAAAUUAUGAUACUCGACGUGAAAAACGUUUUGCCACUAAUAUUCAACUUCGUUAUCCAACACGACCCCGUUAUAAAGUUUGUGUCUAUGGUGAUGAGCAACAUUGUGACGAAGCUCGUCUGCUUAACAUUCCACAUAUGUCAAUGGAUGACUUACGACGGAUGAACAGAGAUAAAAAAAAGAAAAGAACACUUGAACAUCGUUAUCAUGCUUUCUUAGCAUCGGACAAUGUCAUUCGUCAAAUUCCACGUCUGCUCGGUCCGGGUAUCGGUCGCAUCGGAAAGUUUCCAACCUUAGUCACUCAUACCGAACUAUUACAUGAUAAAAUCGAACAAAUGAAAGCAAACAUUCGAGUUCAUUUGAAAAAGCAGCCUCUCAUUAAUAUUCCUGUUGGACAUGUAAAUAUGACUGGAGAACAAUUGAUGAGCAAUAUUACUAUGACAAUCAAUGGCAUUGUAGCAUUAUUACGAAAAAAUUGGCAGCAUGUUGGAAAAAUAUUCAUUAAAAGUACAAUGGGACCAUCUCACCGCUUGUACUAA